Molecule: messenger RNA, 266 nt
Organism: Maylandia zebra (zebra mbuna)
Lineage: Eukaryota; Metazoa; Chordata; Actinopteri; Cichliformes; Cichlidae
Source: RefSeq, a predicted model, not a curated record
UGUUCAGAACACCGUGGACAAGCAAAGCGCCCAGCUCUCCAGUAAACAUGGGACGCCACUUUGGAAACUUGGCCAAGGUCAGGCAUAUAAUCACAUACAGUCUGUCCCCUUUUGAGCAGAGGGCUUUCCCCAACUACUUCUCCAAGGGAAUCCCAAAUGUGUGGAGGAGGGUCACGUCGUCUUUCUUCAAGUUGCACCCCUGGGGCAACAGCGUCCAUCAGCAGGGCAAGAGGAAGAAUUCAGCCGACUACGAGAACGAUCAAUGA